Messenger RNA from Solea senegalensis (Senegalese sole), 1973 nucleotides. It is a transcript of the gene thumpd3, whose product is annotated as THUMP domain containing 3. The record is from RefSeq and is a predicted model, not a curated record. Lineage: Eukaryota; Metazoa; Chordata; Actinopteri; Pleuronectiformes; Soleidae. Gene Ontology annotation, biological process: tRNA methylation. Bases 192 to 1673 code for a protein of 493 amino acids. The transcript is spliced from 10 exons. Gene Ontology annotation, molecular function: tRNA (guanine) methyltransferase activity; RNA binding.
AACUCGGCGUAACACCCGUAAGCGGAAACCACGUGCUUACACACGGCGACAGCAUGAGCAACUGCCGAAUGAGUCCAGAUUGUCCACCGUUUUGAGGCUGUUAUCAGACUGUGGCUGCCCGGUGACUGAAGCUGCCACACCCAUCACCCGGUUACACGUGUUUGAAGUGAGGAGCCCACACACAAGACGCCAUGUUGUCCUCGUGUGGAGACGAGGAAGCAAAACAAGGCGCUGAAACAGCCGAGUCACCACAGUGUCCCUGCACUGACGCCACCAGUGCGGACAUCUUCACUGUCACCAUAGGAGCCACCGUCCCCACGGGGUUCGAACCCACUGCAGCCGAGGAGGUCAAGGAGAAGAUUGGAGUGGAUGCAAGGAUCAGCAAAGAUCGUGGUCGUAUAUAUUUUCCAGUAUCAACUGACAAGCUUUUCCAGGUUCAUCAUCUGAAGUCUGUGGACAACCUGUUUGUUGUGGUAGAGGAAUAUGAUCAUUACCAGUUCAAGGAAUCAAAGGAGGAGGCAUUAUCUGAGUUUCAGCAGCUUGCCUCUAAGCUUCCCUGGACGAAUGCCCUUGAGGUCUGGAAACUAAAUGGAGCUCUAAAAAAGAAGAAAGGACACCGAAAAGGCGGGAGUGGCGCCAAAGUAAAACCCAACAGUGAGACCAGUGACGCAACCACGGCCAGCGCAGAGCAACAAGAGCUACCUGAGGCUGUGUCCGUCGCUGAAGGCCAGAUAACAUCUGAUGGCUCACCUGACGUAGAGUCCGGCACACAAGAAGAGGCCACGCCCAAGGCCAAACUCAUUAAGUUUCGUGUGACAUGCAACAGGGCGGGUGACAAACACAGCUUUUCCUCUAAUGAGGCGGCCAGAGACUUUGGCGGAGCCGUGCAAGAUUUCUUCCAGUGGAAAGCGGAUAUGACAAAGUUUGACAUAGAGGUUUUACUGAACAUCCACAACGAGGAAGUGGUGAUUGGCAUCGCACUCACCGAGGAGAGUCUUCACAGGAGAAACAUCAGUCACUUUGGACCCACGACUCUGCGGUCCACCCUAUGUUAUGGCAUGCUCAGGCUGUGUAACCCCCAACCAUCCGAUGUUAUAGUCGAUCCAAUGUGUGGGACUGGAGCCAUUCCUCUGGAGGGUGCCAUUGAAUUCAACAGUGCAUUCUACAUCGCUGGCGACAACAACGACAUGGCGGUGAAGCGCACGGUCAAUAACGUGUGUCACAUCCAGAAAAGGAGGGCAGAGAAGGGGAGUGUGUCUGCGUUGCCCAUCGACACAGUGCAGUGGGAUUUGUGCAGUUUACCCAUACGGACCAGCUCUGUUGACAUCAUCAUCACUGACAUGCCCUUUGGGAAGAGAAUUGGCUCCAGGAAGAAGAACUGGGACCUUUACCCGUCCUGUCUGAGAGAAAUGGCUCGCGUGUGUCGGCCAGGCUCUGGAAAAGCCGUCCUGUUGACCCAGGACAAGAAAUGCUUUGCCAAGGCUGUUUCCAGGAUGGGAGGACUGUGGAGGAAGCUGUUCACUGUUUGGGUCAACGUCGGGGGUUUACACGCCGGCGUCUACCUCCUCCAGCGGACGGGGGCCGUGUUUGGCCAAACCCCCGAGGACGUCUAUGAAUCACGGGGGACAGUUAAUACACAGGUGGACGAGAAGCAAGAAAAGGAGCGCUCCUAAUUCUCACCCCAAGUUUGUUUGAGGCCGUGUGUGAUCGUCAAUGUUUUGUUUUUGAAGCCACCGCUCGUUCAGGUCGUCUGUAGCAGGUUUGGUUUAUAACAUUUUGUAUUUCACGUCUGGUGUAAUGUGACAAACGGCUACUCAAGAAGACGGAAGCCACGUGUUGGGCAGCAGUUUACUGGUUCUCAUACUGUUCAAACCCCACUGAAGUUUUCAUUUCAUCCCUCAGGUCGGCCGUGAUCUCUUUACAGGAAGUGCACUUUGUGCCAUUUGUUCUGAUUAAUAAAGGUUCUAACAAAG